Strigops habroptila (Kakapo) is the source of this 6491-nucleotide messenger RNA. It is a transcript of the gene CASKIN1, whose product is annotated as CASK interacting protein 1. The record is from RefSeq and is a predicted model, not a curated record. NCBI's taxonomy places the organism in Eukaryota, Metazoa, Chordata, Aves, Psittaciformes, Psittacidae. Gene Ontology annotation, molecular function: protein binding.
CGGUGCGGCCCCCCCGCCCCGCCGCGCCCCGCCCCGCCCCGGGCGCCCGCCGCCGCCGCCGCCGCCUCCGGAGCGGGCUGGGCGGGGGGGCCCGCGCCGUGCCGUGCCCGUACCGAGCCGUACCGAGCCGUGCUGUGCCGUACCGAGCCGCCCGCCCCUCGCCGCGCCGCGCCGCGCCGCGCCGCGGAGGAUGCUCGGGCCGUGAGCCCGCAGCCGGCAGCCCCGGCGCGGCGGAGCCAUGGGCAAGGACCAGGAGCUGGUGCAGGCGGUGAAGGCGGAGGACAUCGCGGCCGUGCAGAAGCUGCUGCAGAGGCCCAAGCCCGGCAAAGCCAAGCUCCUCGGAUCCGCAAAGAAAGUCAACGUCAACUUCCAAGACACCGAUGGGUUCUCAGCUCUGCACCAUGCGGCGCUUAAUGGCAACACGGAGCUCAUCUCGCUGCUGCUGGAGGCGCAGGCUGCGGUGGACAUCAAGGACAACAAAGGCAUGCGGCCCCUGCACUAUGCAGCUUGGCAAGGCAAGAAGGAGCCCAUGAAGAUGGUGCUGAAAGCGGGAUCCUCUGUGAACAUCCCAUCGGACGAGGGGCAGAUCCCCCUGCACUUGGCGGCACAGCACGGGCACUACGACGUGUCAGAGAUGCUCCUGCAGCACCAGUCCAACCCCUGCAUCAUGGACAACUCAGGCAAGACACCUCUGGACCUGGCAUGCGAGUUUGGCCGGGUCGGGGUGGUGCAACUGCUCCUGAACAGCAACAUGUGCGCGGCGCUGCUGGAGCCCAAGCCGGGGGACACCACCGACCCCAACGGCACCAGCCCCCUGCACCUCGCCGCCAAGAACGGCCACAUCGACAUCAUCCGGCUGCUGCUCCAGGCUGGCAUCGACAUCAACCGGCAAACCAAGGCGGGCACGGCGCUGCACGAGGCGGCUCUCUGCGGCAAGACCGACGUGGUGCGGCUGCUGCUGGAUAGCGGGAUCAAUGCCCACGUCAGGAACACCUACAACCAAACAGCUCUGGAUAUCGUCAACCAGUUCACCACCAGCCAGGCCAGCAAGGAGAUCAAGCAGAUGCUGCGGGACGCCUCCGCCGCUCUGCAGGUCCGGGCUAUCAAGGACUAUUGCAACAACUACGACCUGACCAGCCUCAACGUGAAAGCUGGGGACGUGAUCACGGUGCUGGAGCAGCACGCGGAUGGGCGAUGGAAGGGCUGCAUCCAUGACAACCGCACCGGCAACGACCGCGUCGGCUACUUCCCCUCCAGCCUCGUCGAGGCCAUAAGCAAGCGAACAGGGUCCCGCGGGGCCGACAUGAGCCCAUCACACCUCUCGCCGUCGCAGGGCGGAUCGGCCGCACCGGCUCCCACGGAGGAGAUCUGGGUGCUGCGGAAACCCUUCGCAGGUGGUGACCGCAGCAGCCUGGGCAGCACGGGCAGCGUGGCCUCGGCGCGCAGCUCGGGCAGCGGGCAGAGCGCGGGCAGCGGGGUGCACGCCCUGCACGCCGGCUCGGAAGGCGUCAAGCUGCUGGCAACCGUCCUUUCCCAGAAGGCUUCUGCGCAAGAGUGUGCCGUGGGCGAUGGGCCGGCCAAGGCGCAGGACAUCCCCGCAGGUGCCUCGAGGUCGCAGAGCGUGGCCAGCUCCCCCUACACCCCCCAGCCCCCCGCCGAGCCCCAGCUGAAGAAAAUGGAGCCUCCGUCGGAGGGGAAGAGCUCAGAGGCCGUGUACCAGUGGCUCUGCAAGUUCCAGCUGCAGCUCUACGCACCCAACUUCAUCAACGCUGGCUACGACAUCACCACCAUCAGCCGCAUGACGCCCGAGGACCUCACGGCCAUUGGUGUCACCAAGCCGGGGCACAGGAAGAAGAUCGCAUCUGAGAUCAACAACCUCAACAUCCCCGAGUGGCUGCCGGAGUACAAGCCGGCCAACCUGGCGCUGUGGCUCUCCAUGAUCGGCCUGUCCCAGUACUACAAAGUGCUGGUGGAGAACGGCUACGAGAACAUCGACUUCAUCACCGACAUCACUUGGGAGGACCUGCAGGAGAUCGGCAUCACCAAGCUGGGCCACCAGAAGAAGCUGAUGCUGGCGGUGAAGAAGCUGGCGGAGCUGCAGCGCGCCGAGCUGGGCAAGUACGAGCCGGGCACACUGAAGAGGAAGGCGGCAGCCGCAGCGUGCCCGGAGGUGCUGGCCAUCGAGUCCCCCCCACCGGAGCCACCCGAGUGCCAGUCACCCAAGAUGACCACGUUCCAGGACAGCGAGCUCAGCAGCGAGCUGCAGGUGGCCAUGACGGGCGAGGGCCCCGAGGAGCCCCCGGAGAAGGCGGCGAACCCCGCGGGACCCGGUUACCGCUCCCCGCCGGGGCUGGGCGGCCGCGCCAGGGUGAUGAGCAGCUCGCAGGAGCUGCUGGGGGACGGCCCCCGUGGUGCCCCCGCCGCGGCCAUCUCCAAGAGCCAGGAGUACCUGGCUGAUGGUGCUGGCGAGGGCCAGUCCGCGCCGCACAAGGAGGGGCGGCCACCGCGGCACGGGCACCCGGUGAAGCGCGCCAGCGUGCCGCCCGUGCCCGGCAAGCCCCGGCAGCCCUUCCCGGCUGCCAGUGGGCAGCUGACACCGCCGCAGACCCCUGGCAAGCCACGGCCACCGUCACCGCAGGGCCCGCCGGUGCCCCACGCCACCGCCAAGGUGAAGCCGACCCCGCAGUUGCUGCCACCGGGCGAGCGCCCCGCGUCGCCGCGCUCGCUGCCGCAGUCACCCACCCACCGCGGCUUCGCCUAUGUCCUGCCGCAGCCCGCUGAGGGCGAGGGCAGCCCCGCGGCCGUGCCCGUGCUGCCCGUGUCGGUGCCGGUGCUGUGCCUGCCGCCGGCGGGCGAGGGUGAGGAGGAGCCGGGCAGGCCAAAGAAGCGGGCGCACAGCCUGAACCGCUACGCGGCCUCCGACAGCGAGCAGGAGCGGGACGAGCUGCUGGUGCCGGACGCGGGGCCCUACGCCACAGUGCAGCGGCGCGUGGGGCGCAGCCACUCGGUGCGGGCACCCGCCGGCGGUGACAAGAACGUCAACCGCAGCCAGUCCUUCGCUGUCCGCCCCAAGAAGAAGGGGCCGCCGCCACCACCGCCAAAGCGCUCCAGCUCUGCCAUCUCCAGCGCCGGCAUGGCCGAGGACUUCCCCAAGGAUGGUGAAGGAGAGGCGGCCACCAGGCCCCCCGCCGCCACCGAGGGCGAGAGCCGCCGGGAGCAGCGUCGGGCCAGCGACCUGGGCGGCAGCGUGGACACGGGCAGCGCCGGCAGUGUGCGCAGCAUCGCGGCCAUGCUGGAGAUGUCCUCCAUCGGCGGCGGCGCAAGGGCGCUGGCGCUGCAGAAGCCACAUGGGGCACCAGUGCCGGCCAAGGUGCCCGAUGGCUACACCUGCAGCCGGGGCCCCCCCCCCGGCAGCCCUGACCGUGCGCGUGUGGCCACCGUCCUGGCCACCGUCAAGCACAAGGAGGCCAUUGGGCUGGACGGGGAGGUGGUGAACAGGCGCCGGACCAUCAGCGGCCCCGUCACCGGGCUGGUGGCAGCCGCCCGCCGCGAGCGCGCCGACAGCGUGCGGUCAGAGACAGGCACCGACGGCGCCGGUGAGCGGCUGCGGGUGGAGCGCGGCGGCUCCCCCGAUGGCAUCCCCUUCGCCGAGGAGGGCACCCUCACCAUCAAGCAGCGGCCGCGGCCACUGGGGCCAGCGCGGGGCGAGGCGGGCGAGGGGCUGUCCCCAGCGCACCGCCACGGGGACCUGGCCAAGGUGGAGGCCAGCGCCACACUCAAGCGGCGGAUCCGGGCCAGGCAGAGCCAGCAGGACGGCGUCCGCUUCGUGCUCACCGAGUCCGACACCGUCAAGCGCCGGCCCAAAGCCAAGGACAAGGAGCCGGCGCUGGAACCGGCCUCGCUCGCCGUCUACCAGAACGGCACCGGCACCGUGAAGCGGCGGCCGGCCUCGGAGCUGAGCGGUGCUGAGCCUCCCGCCACCCCGCCGCCCGCCGCCCGCCCCGAUGGCCCCGACUACGCCGCGCCACCCGCCGAGCACAAGAAGCCCUUCAAGCCGCCCGUGUCCCCCAAGCCCGUGCUGGCACAACUGCCGCAGAAGGUGCCUGGGCCACCCGCACCCAUGCCCAAAAAGGUGCCCAUCCCGAGCCCCGGCAGCCCAGAGGUGAAGCGGGUCCAUGGCACACCACCACCGGUGUCCCCCAAGCCCACGCCGCCCCCCACGGCGCCGAAGCCCCCCAAGCCCCACGCCGCCAUCCAGUCGGUGAGCGCCAGCUCGACGCCAGCCCCGUCCCCGGCGCGGCAGCUGGGGGCCAGCCCGGCCAAGCCGUCCAGCACGCCGCCCUCGCUGUGCUCCAGCCCUGCCAAGCCGCUCUCACCCGGCGCGCAGCCCGUGCCGGUGAAGCCGCCGCGCUCCGCCAUCGCCAGCCCCUCCGUGGACAGCGCCGGCUCCGAGCUGGCGCAGCAGAAGCUGGAGGAGACGAGCGCGUCCCUGGCCGCCGCGCUGCAGGCUGUGGAGGAGAAGAUCAAGCAGGAGGACAGUCAAGCGGCAGACUCUGCCGUGGAGUCGAAGAGCACCGUGAGCAUCCUGGACGACAUCGGCAGCAUGUUUGACGACCUGGCGGACCAGCUGGAUGCCAUGCUGGAGUGAGGGGCGCCAGGGCCCCCCGAACCUCAGGGCUUAUGUGGGCACAAGGGCACAACGAUCCACGACCCCCCCCCACCCCGGCCCUGCCGCCCUCCUCCCGUCCCCUUUGUACAGCCGUCCCCUCCCGGACAUCCCGUCCCUCGGGGUUUGCACAAAGAAGAAGAUACCUCAGGAUUGUGCUCACGGACUCGGCGCGGCUCCGGCAGAGCUUUUGCAGCAGCAAAAAACAACCCAACACCAGAAGCAGCAAAGCAACACAUCCCGGAUGGACACAGCGCCGAGAGGGGGGGGUCCUCGACCUGAUGGCCGCCACCAUCCCACCCGUGUCCUGCCAGCCCCGGUGCCGCGGCUCACCGCGAAUGUAGCACAAGCCCUGCCCGGCGCGGCGGCCCCGGCGCCAUGUGCCACCGGCCGAUGGCCCCGCAGGUGACUGCGCUGGUGGCGGGUCCGGGUGGGCAAAUGCACUUGGGUUUCUUUUCUCCUCAUUUCUUUUAACUCUUCCUUUGUCAAUGCUCUUUCUUCCCCUCCGCCGCGGUUGGGGGCGGCACAGGGGCCGGGGCUGCCCCAUGGAGGGAUGCUGGGGGGCAGCGGGACGUGCCCCUGCCCAGCCCCUCCUCGCAAGGGGGGGGAUAGGACAGUGAUAAGCUAUAAAGAAGUAUUAAUUUAUUGGAGGGGAAGGAAAGAAAGAUAUAAAGCAGAUUUCCCUCCCCCUUCGCCCCCCCCCCCAGAUAAUAAAAAGAAUAAACUUUAACAAAUAUAUAUUUAAAAGAUUUAAAAGUAUUAGCAAUUAUAUAUAAAGCAGUUUAAAAGAAAUCAAGAGAAAACUGGAUUUUAGCUUGAGAAGAAGAAGAAGAAAAAAACAAAACACUAUUAGAUUAUACUAAGCUGUGUGUCUUGUGGCAAACUCAUUCUCCGAGUAGCACAAUAUUUACCUGUUCUCUGGGUGGAAGGUUCGUGCAAGCGGUUUCGUUCCGUUGGGAUUCAGUGUUGGCGUCUUUCUGUUUUCUCCACCGUUCCGAACUCAAAGGAUGUGCCUUGUUUUCUGGAGGUUUUUGUUACUCCUUCUCCUGGAGGUGGUUCAUUUCUUUUGGAGCGUCUUCAGGCUUGGGUUGGGUUUCUUUCUAUUCGUUCUUUAUGGCAUCUGUUGGGGUGUGCGUGGGGUCUGUGCGUGUGUGAGUGCGUGUGUGUGCUCGCGGGUGUUCAUCCCGGUGUAUAUUCCUGUAUAAACUGGAGUUGGAGUCUGGUUCAGUCGCUUGAGUCCUGAUGAAUGCAUCUUUCUGCUUGUGGGGUCCAAAGUGUUGCUGGUCCUUUCUUUACCAGAGGCUACACAGUGGUCUCCAUCCCUCUGCCUUCCUCCUCCUCCUCUCCCUCUCUAUGCCCCUCUCCCCUCCCUCCCGUUGUGGUCGCUGAUCCAGAUGUGUUUGGCACAACUUUGACAUUUCUUUACAAAAGAGGAAAAGAAAAAAAAAACCAACAAAAAAAGACGUUAAAAAUAGCAAAAAAAUAAUAAUAAUAAUAAUAAAAAAAAUCACCCGCCUGAAAAUAUCUGUUGAAAAAGAAAAAAAAAAUGAUGUAUCUAAACCAGAAACCCCCAUAAAGUUCUACAUGAUGGAUAUAUACAUAUAUAUAUUUUUUAUGAUUAAGUUAUGGACUCUGUAUCGUAUCCCAUCUGUCGAGCUAUGCAUCUUGGUGCUUCUCCCCGCUCUCCUGUGCUUAGAUUUCACCUCUACUCGUCUUAUUCUUCCUAUUCUGAAUAGUAGGUGGCUCGUGGUGCUGUGAAGAAGUUUGCUCCUAUACCAAGUCUGGCAACAAAUAUUUAAAGAAAAAUAAAACGAAAUAAAACCCC